Nicotiana attenuata is the source of this 885-nucleotide messenger RNA. RefSeq names its product SUMO-conjugating enzyme UBC9-like. Bases 73 to 522 code for a protein of 149 amino acids. Gene Ontology annotation, biological process: protein polyubiquitination. The record is from RefSeq and is a predicted model, not a curated record. Lineage: Eukaryota; Viridiplantae; Streptophyta; Magnoliopsida; Solanales; Solanaceae. Gene Ontology annotation, cellular component: nucleus. The transcript has 5 exons. Gene Ontology annotation, molecular function: ubiquitin conjugating enzyme activity.
UGUACUGUUCGCUUCUCAGAAUCUGAAAGUUGCAUCUUGGUAGGUUAAUCUCUCAGAGGGAUUUGAUCGAGGAUGGCAUCCAAGAGGAUUCUAAAAGAGCUCAAGGAUCUUGUGAAAGAUCCUCCUGUCUUUUGCACUCUUGGUCCAGUUGCUGCCGACGAUUUGUUUCACUGGGAAGCAACAAUUAUUGGUCCGCCUGAUAGUCCCUAUGCCGGUGGAAUGUUUCUUGUUACCAUUCAUUUUCCACCUGAUUAUCCAUUUAAGCCACCCAAGAUAGCUUUUAGGACAAAGGUUUUCCACCCAAAUAUCAACAGCAAUGGUAGCAUUUGCCUUGACGUUUUGAAGGAACAGUGGAGUCCAGCACUUACAAUCUCCACGGUGUUGAUGUCUGUAUGUGCUCUGCUAACAGACCCUAAUCCUGAUGAUUCUUUGGUGCCGGAGAUUGCUCAUAUGUACAAGACCGAUAGAAACAGGUAUGAAACAACUGCCCGGACCUGGACCCGAACAUAUGCCAUGGGUUAGUUAACAAAGUGUGAUUUUGGGCAUAUUAUCAGUGGUAUGUUACUCUACUCCAUCGGAGUAGGGGUAAGGUCGUUGUUGUAUUAGUGGUAUGUUAAGCAAAAUGAAGUUUUUCUUAUGCAUAAUCAGCUCAAGGGAAAAGGUUAUGUUGUUGCCUCCUGAAACACUUCAAUUUUGCUUUUUUGGUUUGUGUUAUGAUAUAACGGUUUUGUAACUUUAUGGAUGGGUCCAAAUUAAGCAAGUUUGACCCUUUAGUUUAAUCUAAGGAAGUAAAUAAGUUAGUUUUCUACUCAUCACUGGAAUCCAGCAUACUGUUAGUUUUUUCUUUUUUUGUUUUCGGCAAAAUUACAUCAGAUAUUAAUUGGG